UGUAACUAAAUAAAACAGAUUGGGAGAGAGGAUGGAUUUAUCAUCUCAAGCAUACGAUCUCACUCAGUUUUGUUUUCCUGCAGUGAACAACUCUUGUCUUAAAGGCACGCAUCAUGUUUCCGCUCAGACUGUGGUGUAUCUUCUAUUGGUGUCUGCGAUGAUUGUGACCAUUCUAGGAAAUUCGGUGGUCAUCAUCUCCAUCGCGCACUUCAAACAGCUCCAGACUCCCACUAACAUCCUGGUGAUGUCUCUGGCUCUAGCGGAUCUGCUGCUUGGACUGGUGGUCAUGCCUUUCAGUAUGAUCCGUUCUGUGGAUGGCUGCUGGUACUAUGGAGAUGCCUUCUGUUUGCUGCACACAAGUUUUGACCUGUUUCUCACAUCAGUGUCUAUUUUUCAUCUAAUUUUUAUUGCAAUUGAUCGGCAUCAAGCUGUUUGUUAUCCGCUUCAGUAUCCUACAAGAAUAACCAUACCUGUCGCAUGGGUCAUGGUGAUGAUAAGUUGGAGCAUGGCUGCGUUAUAUUCUUAUGGCUUAGUGUACUCAAAAGCAAACGUGGAAGGACUGGAAGAAUACAGCGAUUCAAUAUACUGUAUGGGAAGUUGUACUUUGCUUUUCAAUGAAUUGUGGUCAGUUUUAGACACAUUACUAACUUUUUUCUUGCCUUGUUCUGUCAUGAUUGGACUGUAUGCAAGAAUAUUUGUAGUUGCAAAAAAGCACGUUAGAACAAUCGGUGAGGCAAACCAGCAUGAAACUGAGAAUAUGUUUAAAAGCUCUCGACGAUCUGAACGCAAAGCAGCAAAAACUCUCGGUGUGGUCGUGGGUGCUUUUAUUAUUUGCUGGUUGCCAUUUUUUAUUAACUCUUUGAUGGAUCCCUAUAUCAACUUUUCCACUCCUUUUGUUCUCUUUGACUCAUUUGGCUGGUUAGGCUACAUUAACUCAACCAUAAACCCCAUCAUAUAUGGUCUUUUCUACCCAUGGUUUAGAAAAUCUCUUUCUCUCAUUAUAACAAUGAGAAUAUUUAAACCAAACUCAUCUGAUAUCAAGGUCUUCACCGCUUGA
Onychostoma macrolepis is the source of this 1057-nucleotide messenger RNA. RefSeq names its product trace amine-associated receptor 13c. The record is from RefSeq and is a predicted model, not a curated record. Gene Ontology annotation, cellular component: membrane. Gene Ontology annotation, biological process: G protein-coupled receptor signaling pathway. NCBI's taxonomy places the organism in Eukaryota, Metazoa, Chordata, Actinopteri, Cypriniformes, Cyprinidae. The transcript has a single exon. Gene Ontology annotation, molecular function: trace-amine receptor activity. The coding region runs from base 32 to 1057 and encodes 341 amino acids.